This is a messenger RNA of Cooperia oncophora, 1275 nucleotides long. Lineage: Eukaryota; Metazoa; Nematoda; Chromadorea; Rhabditida; Trichostrongylidae. The record is from the annotation of a GenBank genome assembly.
AUGCAUGUGUUUCAGCCUCCAUCGCCAGUUGAGGUCGUUCUACCGCAACCACCCGUAGUCGCUGAUUCUGAAUCGGCAGAAGUAGACGUCACUGAAACAAUCGUUCUACCUAAAAAGACCGACAAACUGGAUUUCACCAGGAGAUGGCUCCAGGACGAUUUGUCGUCUUUGGCUCUCCAGCCGCCGGCACCAGUUAUGUUUUUCCCCGAAGCGUGUUCGUAUUACAACGACGCCGACGAGCACUCAUUGGGCAGCUGCUCCGCUGAGGUGGCCGCGAUUAAUUCACCCGCAAGAAAAGACAAACCGAAAAGAACUCGCAACGGCAUCGCGAUCGUGGCCUCUCUGGAGAAACCGGCGCCAAUUCGUCCGCAGCCUUGUCGUCCUCAACCAGUAUACCCUACACAAGAUAGGACGACUGGGCCACGACAUUUCCCUGUAGAACUAGAGGUGCCGAAUAUACCACGUGUGGCUUCAUAUGAUCAUGUAUCCGAGCGACAACAUCCGUCUAAUUCCUGGAGAUCGGGAUCACAGGAGCCUUAUCAGGCGCACAAAGGAAGCGUGCCACCUGAGGACAUUAUGAGGCCGUCUCCGUCCGCCUUCCAGAGCGUAUCCAGCUUUUCUGGACGUGGCGGAAAUAUGAGAGGAUCAUUAAGAUCACUUCCUGACGCCGGUCUCAUCAUCCGCGGCAAGUACCAACAGCAGGCGUCACCCAUGAAAGACCCAUCAUUGGCCAUCGAUCAGUUAUGUGCCGAGUUGGAGCUCAACACUGAACAGCCCUUGACGGCUGCUGACAAGCGACGAUCGUUUCCGACUUCGUAUGGUCAUGACAGCUCGUACGCCACUGGAAGUAUGCUCUAUGAGCAGCCGACUCGGCGGCAGUCUGAAAGGAGGGCGCCACUGAUUGAGAAGAAAGCUCAACCGUACCAACAACCACCACCGGUGGCGGUCUACCAUACGGCGGUGAGCAGUCACCAACCGAUUCAUCAAUCGCACUCAACUCCGAUGAACAAUCAGCAUCGAGUGACGCAUGCUGCUGCACAACAUCCGCCGCAACAACCACAACCAGCUGUGCAAGUGCAACGGAUGCCACAAGCCCCUACGUACUCGACCCAUCCGGUUGUGAAGAAAACACCACCACAGCAAGGCCGGCAGCAGAAGUCACUUGACGAGGUCACCAACAUGCUGAACAAGGUCGUCAACGAUUUCCAUGCGAACCAACAGCCUCCGCGGAAGAAAUCGCAACCCAGUGAGUUUUCCCUACAUGAAAUUCGGUAA